This is a messenger RNA of Ogataea haglerorum, 618 nucleotides long. RefSeq lists its product as uncharacterized. Gene Ontology annotation, biological process: positive regulation of transcription by RNA polymerase II; negative regulation of transcription by RNA polymerase II. The coding region runs from base 1 to 618 and encodes 205 amino acids. Lineage: Eukaryota; Fungi; Ascomycota; Pichiomycetes; Pichiales; Pichiaceae. The transcript has 2 exons. Gene Ontology annotation, molecular function: zinc ion binding; DNA-binding transcription factor activity, RNA polymerase II-specific; RNA polymerase II cis-regulatory region sequence-specific DNA binding. The record is from RefSeq and is a predicted model, not a curated record.
AUGACGGACCACGUCUGUGCUAAUUGCGGAACAACCAAGACUCCCCUGCCUGUGGAUUUGAAAAAACCGCCCAACCUAGUUCCAGUGAACCCCGAGUCAAUUGGAAAAGGAUCCUGCAAGGGAGGCGGCCAUUGUAACGGUACUGGCGGCUCCAGCUCAUGCGAUGGGUGUCCGUCAUACAAUAACCGAGUACUGAUCUCUCAUGAGGAUGCGAGAGGUGCUACGGUCAAGUCCGAAAACAACGAAGAACAGCCCCUUGUGGUGGCAUGUACCAACUGCUCCACCACGGUGACCCCCUUAUGGCGCCGCAACGAAUACGGACAAACUAUUUGCAACGCCUGUGGGCUGUACUACAAAUUGCAUGGGAAGCAUCGGCCAGUGAAACUCAAAAAGAGUACGAUUAGAAGACGAAAGAAACUAGCGGUAGCUCGAGAAACGGAUAAGCCGAAAUUUUUACCGCCCGAUUCUCAGAGCAAGACCGUGCAGGAGCCCCAGAACCAUGAUAGAGCGCCUGCGGCAAUUGCCAUAGACUUCACGGCCACGUUCAGCAAGCCGAAGACAACGCCCACCUCUAUUAGCAUCACUUCACUUUUGACGGAGGACAAGCCAAUCAAUUGA